AUGGCAUCUCUCUCAAUGAUACACAUUAUUGGAACAAACCGCCUCUGCCAUAAUGCACUGCGAUGUAAGAAGAAGAGUUGGUCUACUCCCAAAUCCGUUGAAGUCGCUGAGAAGGCAUUGCCUCAUACAAUGUACGGUGUCAGAGUCAUCAAUGAUGAAGUUCAAUCAGUCAUAGGCAUUGGAAAGCCCAUUGGUGAUGGCCAUUUGUUUUUUCAAGUUGUGGAUAUUGGCGUCUUACCAGAGCAUCAGAAGAAGGGUCUCGGUAAACUCAUCAUGAAAGCCCUGAUGGAUUGGAUCAACAAGAAUAUGCCUCGCGAUUGCUAUUUCAGUCUUUUUACUUAA
Molecule: messenger RNA, 342 nt
Organism: Mucor velutinosus
Lineage: Eukaryota; Fungi; Mucoromycota; Mucoromycetes; Mucorales; Mucoraceae
Exons: 2
Coding region: 1-342 (113 amino acids)
Molecular function (GO): acyltransferase activity, transferring groups other than amino-acyl groups
Source: RefSeq, a predicted model, not a curated record